Stylophora pistillata is the source of this 786-nucleotide messenger RNA. Its product is annotated as Golgi-associated plant pathogenesis-related protein 1. The record is from RefSeq and is a predicted model, not a curated record. NCBI's taxonomy places the organism in Eukaryota, Metazoa, Cnidaria, Anthozoa, Scleractinia, Pocilloporidae.
AUGCAGUAUUAUACCAAUGCUGCUGUACAGUAUUAUACCAAUGCUGCUGUACAGUAUUAUACCAAUGCUGCUCUACAGUAUUAUACCAAUGCUGCUCUACAGUAUUAUACCAAUGCUGCUCUACAGUAUUGGUACAGGGUGCAAGCGUCCAAAAAUGUCCAACAGACAGCACAAACAAGAGAUCUUAACGGAAUGUUAAAAAGUAAAUUCAUUACAUUCGCCCGCCACGGGUUUGAAGAACACAACAAUUUCCGCGCUCUUCACCAUGUCGCACCCCUCAAGUGGUCAGACAAGUUAGCCAUACAGGCUCAAAAACUCGCCUAUAAAAUGGCGCUCAAAGGAACCAUUCAGGUCCCUGGUAUUGAUUUGUUUGGCGAGAAUAGAGCUAGGCUUUCUGCGGUUAAUUUCGACUGCGAAACAGCUGGUGAAGAAGCCACCAAGAUUUGGUAUAAUCAAGGUAGUAAUUACAGCUUCGCUGAUCCGCGGCUGAACAGUAAUACUGAUUCGUUCACUCAAGUUAUUUGGAAAGGAACCCGGGAUGUUGGAAUGGGUUGUGCACAGAGGAAAGGAACUUUAAGCAAUGAUAUUUUUGUUGUUGCUUUGUACUACCCUCCUGGAAAUAGUCCACGCGCUCUUCGGGAAAAUGUAGUCAGUCCUAAUAAAAACGUGAACGAUGCAUAUUCCUCAAUAUUUCGAAGACGAGAUGAGUUAUAUAAAUACAAACGAACACGACUUUUGACUCAGAGGAAAGAAAAGCAGAAGAGCGAGAGACGAAAUCGAGCUUGA